Molecule: messenger RNA, 814 nt
Organism: Corticium candelabrum
Lineage: Eukaryota; Metazoa; Porifera; Homoscleromorpha; Homosclerophorida; Plakinidae
Exons: 2
Coding region: 26-814 (262 amino acids)
Biological process (GO): proteolysis
Molecular function (GO): aspartic-type endopeptidase activity
Source: RefSeq, a predicted model, not a curated record
UUGAAGGGAACAGCGUUAUAGGUAUAUGAGUCGUUACCAAGAGAUAGUCGGAAGACCUGCGACGGAUGCUUGGUUGCAGAUAAUGCAGCCGGUACGCUUAAAAGAAUACAAGCAGGCUGACUUACAUGAGCGGGAACAGCGAGUAGGGGAGUUGGUUGCAGAUUAUGCUUGCGCGAGACACCGGCUCUUCGACAAGGCGUACGGUAACUGUCAUAGCGACGGCAAGACUCGCGACAGUUUGCUAAAGGGAGCGUUCAAGAGAGGACUGUUGGACAAAGUCAAGAGGCGGUUGCCACACUCUCCAGAGUCAUAUCAGGAUGUUCUAUUACAAGAUCGUCAGAUUGAAGCGGAGGAUCGGGCUAGCUUAGGCAAGUCAGAAAUCAGUUGUGGAAAGCUUAGUCGGCCGCCAAGGGACAGGAAGCUAAUAGAAGGGCAUGCUCCAACAAGGAGACUCGAAGCAAGGAGAAACAAAAAAAGGAGAGACAGAGACGACAAGAACUUCAAAAUUCGAUGUUUCAGGUGCAUGGCCAAAGCGGAUCACUACGCGUCCGACUGCCCAGUAUCAGAUGAGGACUUAACCCAGGCAUUGCUGGAGAUGGAAACUCAACCAGUAAAGGCGAAGCAAGGUGAUGCUAUCCGCCCAAUUGCUAAAGUCACCCUUGAUGAUGUCGUUGUAGAGGCGUUCCUGGACACGGGGUCGGAUGUCAGUAUUAUUGCAGAAGACGUUUUUCGUCGGAUUGACCCAAAACAUAAGGAAAGGAGGCCGUUCGACAAAAAAUUGGUCUAUUUCACCAGUGAGAGAUCCCAGUUUUAG